GCGAUUUGAAUGCAGUUUGCUGUCUACACUGCAGUAUAUCUGUAGGAGUUUGUUAUGACUGUCACUAAUCGUUAAUUUGCAUGUGUCGAAAAAGCCGAUGAUUCACUGACUUAUGCAGUUUUAUAUCGAUCUUUUAUUAAAUAAUUGAUAACAAAUAAUGGCGUCGGGAUUAGAGAGUUACAUGAAUCAUACGGUUUCGAUUAUCACGUCGGACGGUAGAAAUUUUAUUGGCACAUUAAAAGGUUUUGAUCAGACAAUCAACAUAAUUCUUGAUGAAUCACAUGAACGGGUAUAUAGUACAACGCAGGGAGUGGAACAAGUUGUCUUAGGUUUACAUAUUAUCAGAGGAGACAAUGUAGCGAUAGUAGGCGAAUUAGAUGAUGAGAUGGAUGCACGAUUGGAUCUUUCAGCGAUACGUGCUGAUCCUCUAAGUUCCAUUAUACAUUGACGAACGUAUUUGGGAUUGCAAUUCAAAUUGCCGCUCAUUCUCAUUCGAAAUUUAAAAUAAAAGCAACUGUACGUUAUAAAAAGAAAAGAAUACAACUCUUCAUACAAGUUG
Molecule: messenger RNA, 559 nt
Organism: Camponotus floridanus (Florida carpenter ant)
Lineage: Eukaryota; Metazoa; Arthropoda; Insecta; Hymenoptera; Formicidae
Product: U6 snRNA-associated Sm-like protein LSm8
Exons: 4
Coding region: 158-448 (96 amino acids)
Biological process (GO): mRNA splicing, via spliceosome
Cellular component (GO): U6 snRNP; precatalytic spliceosome; U4/U6 x U5 tri-snRNP complex
Molecular function (GO): RNA binding
Source: RefSeq, a predicted model, not a curated record